AUGGAAAAUCAUGGUAAGAAGUACAUAUUUACGGUAACCGUUGUGGACUUAUAGCGCAAUAUCAAUAUCCGGAUAGCUUCACCUUGAGCCUGUAAUUGCGACGAACCAUUGACUUUCCACAAUUCGAAACUGUAUUGCGCGGACAAAGAAAAGAGAUUAUAGACAAGAAAUUGUUCAGAAAGCAAAGAAAAGAUAUCUACCAAUAUGUCGGCCAAAUAUGCAUUCUCGCAGACCUUGAAGGAAGUCAGAUUUUUAUUUUGUCAGACCGGCGCUCAUAGUAAUGCUACUAGAUCAUUCCUCGCAAGAACAUACCCAACGAUGAAAAAGCACAACCCAAAUACACCAAUAAUGUUGAGAGAGGCGGCUGGUGCACAACCAAAGGUUUACGCAAGAUAUGAGUUUGGAAGAGAGGUCUGUGAGGAUUUGGCUGGACUAUCGGAUAAAGAAAUCGAGGACAAGGUUACAGGAUUAGUCCAGCAAUAGACAAGAGGUUACGAAUGAAGUUACGGGUACAGAUCUGUCAAAAUCAGAGUCAUAAAAUGGAAGUCUUCAAAUCGCUAUAGAAAGUGAAGGCAAGGGGUCGUUGUACAUAUCCCAUGAAGAGAAGAUGAAGAUAAAGCUUCGAAAGGAGGUGCGAAAAUAAGCAUCACGUUAUGAACUCAUGAUUUUGAGAUGUCUUGAGAAGAAAGCAAUAUUUAUGGCAUGUGAGGAGUUGCUAUU
Messenger RNA from Botrytis deweyae, 720 nucleotides. RefSeq lists its product as uncharacterized. The record is from RefSeq and is a predicted model, not a curated record. The coding region runs from base 205 to 483 and encodes 92 amino acids. Lineage: Eukaryota; Fungi; Ascomycota; Leotiomycetes; Helotiales; Sclerotiniaceae. The transcript has 3 exons.